AGGCGCGGUCCUCCAGCGUCUAGACCUGCCCGGAGGAACGCCGGAAGUGGACCGAGUUGGCCGGAAGUGAGCGCAAAGCCACAGUCUGGAGAUGAAGCCGGCUGUGGAUGAGAUGUUCCCCGAGGGCGCGGGACCCUACGUGGAUCUGGAUGAGGCUGGAGGUAGCACCGGGCUCUUGAUGGACUUGGCAGCCAAUGAAAAGGCAGUUCAUGCAGACUUUUUUAAUGAUUUUGAAGAUCUCUUUGAUGAUGAUGACGUCCAGUGAGGCCGUCCAGCCAUGCAUGCUCCACAUUUGUGAUGUGACUGUAGAGACCUUGUGAUGAUCACUCAAAAUCAGGACCUGGUCAACCAAGGGAGGGGACUGUCUGAACCAACUGGGCGCUGAUGUCUCUGAGGAUGCCAGCCCUUUGUA
This is a messenger RNA of Acomys russatus (golden spiny mouse), 412 nucleotides long. RefSeq names its product COP9 signalosome subunit 9 (gene Cops9). Lineage: Eukaryota; Metazoa; Chordata; Mammalia; Rodentia; Muridae. Bases 92 to 265 code for a protein of 57 amino acids. The record is from RefSeq and is a predicted model, not a curated record. Gene Ontology annotation, biological process: negative regulation of protein neddylation. The transcript has 3 exons.